Messenger RNA from Helicoverpa armigera (cotton bollworm), 4960 nucleotides. RefSeq names its product ichor (gene ich). The record is from RefSeq and is a predicted model, not a curated record. NCBI's taxonomy places the organism in Eukaryota, Metazoa, Arthropoda, Insecta, Lepidoptera, Noctuidae. Gene Ontology annotation, biological process: regulation of transcription by RNA polymerase II; embryo development; embryonic hindgut morphogenesis. The transcript has 4 exons. Bases 499 to 1872 code for a protein of 457 amino acids. Gene Ontology annotation, molecular function: RNA polymerase II transcription regulatory region sequence-specific DNA binding; DNA-binding transcription factor activity, RNA polymerase II-specific. Gene Ontology annotation, cellular component: nucleus.
UUUUGGUGGGAAGUGAGUGGGGUGCGCCCGCGCCGCCAGUCUGUCGACACCGCGCGCGCGCAGCGCUCGUCCCGGCCAGUGAGUGAAGUGCAGUGCCGACAAUACAACUAUUACCAAAGUGACGCUAAACAACGGGGAGAUAAACAUAAAAAUUCAGUUCCUUCUUUGUCCCCCACUGUCUGACCCCCGGAUUGUCCUCUGAACAUUGUCGAAGGCGCGAGGGACUCACUUCGAUUCAUAACGGAUUGAUAGAUUGAUAAACAAAAAGUGGACAUGAUUAUGUUAAGGAUUUGACAUCAGACGCAGCAACGAACUUGCUUCAAUACAUACAUAUCACGCAGUUUCACAUAGAAGAAAGGAAUGAGCAGCAAGCAACUCCUAAUUGCUUUACAUGAUCAAAACGCCUUUUGUUCUGUCCAAUAGCGCAGCAGGGUGGCGGCGUCCAAGUAUGGCGGCGGAGGGCUCUCACUGGGCUCCGGCGUCGCGGUGAGGCGCGGCAUGAAGUGCGCUGGCGUGGCGGGCGCCAGCGGCGACGAGCUCCUGCUCGGCAGCUGCUGGCUGGACCCCAAGCUCGACAACUCCUCCCCCCCGCCCACCUGCCACGAGCUCCUCGACUCUCUCCUCGCCCCUACCCCUCUCGCAGAACUCAAGCCCCUCCCUCCCUUCACUGGCUACACUGGGCACCUCUCUAUCAACGGCAUCUCUGGACACCACUACCAUGCUAUCGCGCAACGCCUUCCAGAAGAGAAUAAUAACUAUCCAACGCAGAGCGGCUACGGCGCCGACCAUGACGUAGUUUCCUCCUCGACCUGCGCGGCUGACGCGGAGCCACCUGACUUAGAGGACGUCAAACCGUUCCUCGACGCGCCUGACACCAAACCCUUCGCGGACACCUCCGCUGCGGACUCAUGCGCCGCGUCAUGUUCGCCUCCCGCGAAACUGUUCGAGGACGGACACAAGCAGGACAUGUAUGACAUCAGCUCGAUAGAAGACAUCGCGGCUAUCAUCGGCUCAGCCAUCGCCGACACCACUGUCCCGUCUCAACCAGAGGAUCCUGAGAGGAAUGACUCCAGAGAUAGUUGGAUGGACAUCGAUGCCUGGAUAACAGGUGCGUGCACGCAGCCUGGUGAUAAGAUUGUACAGCAAGAUCUAGCGGAGUUUGGUCUGCCCAAUUCACCACCCUCGGGGCAAAAUCAUCACUCGAGUCUUGAUUACCCAUGCAAAAAUCAGGAGUUUUCUAAAAGCACGGAGUUUCUUCAGAAGAACUUAGGGCAGGCGGGAUCCACCCUGCAGUCUUUGUUGACGCAUGGUUACAUGCCACUGCUUCAAAAUCGGCUGCAAAAUGGACCUCCAGUCAAGCAGGAAGCGCCGAGCUCCACAAGUUAUGGGAUGGACGUGAUUUCAACGUCAUCUCCCCCGGGGAACGCCGUCUCCACGACCGAUGGUGUCGGUGGACUGCUAAAUGGGCGAUACGCGCCACAUUACGCGCUCGGCCUGAAACCUGAUGGCCUAUGCAGUCCAGAAAGGCUGCUGGGCUACCCGCACGCUCACACUACGACUUCCACACCAGCUAGUAAAAGCAAAAGAAGUCGAGCUAAAGCGAAACAAGCGAACAGCAACAUGCACGGGAGCUCGCUGGCGUUCCCGUCGGCGACGGCGGCCGAGCUGAGCGGGCUGCUGGGCAAGGAGAAGCCGGUGCACCGGUGCGGGAUAUGCAAUAGGGGAUUCCUGAACAAGUCCAACAUUAAGGUUCACCUCCGAACCCACACGGGGGAGAAGCCGUUCCGGUGCGACGUGUGCGCGAAGGCGUUCCGGCAGAAGGCGCACCUUAUCAAGCACCAACAGAUCCACAAGCGGAUCGGCAGGGACUAGAGGAGUAGGUUCUAGCUCAAAAUGAAGCAUUUUGUAGUUUGUAAUAUAGUGUGUCUGUGACUGUAGUGUCAGUGAGCGUGGUGACGCAGUGCGCGCUGAAUCUCAUGUAGGCUAUUGUAAAUUAAUUUCGUUAGGAACUCGUUGCAACGCUCCGGAACAUUGGCGUUGUUGAGAUGUCGCCAGGCGUUCGACGUCCAUGAACGUCUUCUAACGUAGUUACGUGCUAUCACGAGUAAUUAAUUUAAUUAGUAUAACAUUCCUAAGGACAAGUGCAAUGUUAACUAGUUUUAAGUGAUUUAUAUUCUCUGUAUUAUAUUAGUAGAUUGUAAGUUCUUGAAGAUUUCCGCUCCGCUCUUUAUGAUUGUUUUCCGAACUAUCCGUCUCAUUAGUGUAGUUAUAUCUUCCAUUAUUUCGGUUAUGUGUUGACGUCGAGGCUAACUAGGAAACUUAUUAGCUUUGAGCGCAAAGACGUGCUUUUUUGAAACGGCCAAAACAUGAACGAAAUAUAUAUUUUUGUAAUGUAGAGCAACAUUUUUAUUUAAUUUUAUGUGAAUGGUUACUCCGAUUACCUAUUGUUAGUCAGAAUUUUGAAUAAGGAUUUUUAUUUCUUUAAAUGUAUAAAUAAGUACUUAAUUAAAGUAAGAUGAGAAAUGACAAAGCUCACGAGGCUAACAUGAUACUGCCAAUUAUAAACCUGUUGUACUUAAAAACUUUGUAUAAAAUACUCUUUUAAAAUAUGUAGGGAUUUUUUAUUAUUCGGUUGGCAACAUAGUUUAUGAGUAAGGUUUAGUUUUCAUUAUCGCUGCUAGUUAUUUAUUAUUUCGCGCCACUUCUUGGCUCUUUGAAUUAACUUUCUACUUGAAGUAACAAGUAUUAAUAACAUAACAUACCUCAGUUUAACACAACAGUCACAAAACGUCAAUAAAUAAAAAUCUUUGCGACUUAUAAACGUCUUAUAAAAUAAUAUCAUCGAUUCAUCAUUAGAGUUAUUCAAAAGGGGACCAAAAUAUAUUUUACUAAAGAUCAAUUAACUUGCAAAGAUUUUUAAUGUUAUUAUCAAAGUAAUCAUUCAAUGUUUUUCAUCUUUUAACAUGACAUGCAAAACAUAGACUAUAAGUUUCACAAACCAUUGUCAUUUUGUUCCUGAAAGGCUUAACAACCCUCAGGUAAUUUAAGUUAAAGUUCAUAACCACAUAUACACAGUCCAUACAGUUCAUAAGGGAUCGUUUUUCAUAAAAAUAUAUUUAAAAAAUCAUUAUUAUCGUAUCUUCAUCGAAUCAUUACUGAAAUCAUAUCGACAAUUUCAUCAUUUCCUUCAACAUCAACCAUGAAAACUCCACCAACAUCAACAGCAUUGCAUUAUUUUCCAUCACGUUUAAAGUACGGCCUUGUUUUCGCUUUUCAGUCAAAAUUCAAGGCUUUAGGGCACCAUUUCAAAGUUCAAUAACCCUUCGCAACUAUUGCCCAAAAAAUUGGUAGAUAAGGUUUGAAGUAGAUGAAAAAAAUAUUUUAUAUUAUUGGUGGAAUUGAACAGCCAAUCAAAUCGCUUCGUUAUAUGUUCAACUAGAUGCGCCAACGCACGCGAACGGAACUGCCAGCGUCCGGGAAGCGGACGGGUAAAAAAUAUAAAAUUCGUACUAAUAAUACCGAUCCGUUGUUGCGUAAGAUUGGUAUUCGUUGGCAGUUUAUAAUUGUUGUUACAGCAUACGGUAUUUAGGCCAUUUACCGCGAGGCUGAGGGCUGCGUGAUUAGGACUAGAAGUAAUUACACUUCAGUGAUUAAUUACUGAGUUACGUGAGAUGACUCAAUUUCAUGCGCACUUAUUUUGGAAAUCAACCGUCCGUCCGUAGGUUCUUGCAGUCUUUAAUCAAAUAAGAUUUUCCAGAGUCCUUAAUCGAUCGGCACAGAACAAAAUCACUCAUACUAGUGAUAGAAAAAAAUAAAAUUUACAUCACUCAACAUCACUUUCAUCGAUUUCACGAUUAAAAUCAUUUUGCAAAUCGCUCAAAAACAAAACUUGAACAUCAUCAUCGUCAUAGUCAAUACAUAUUUUAUCACUAAAAUCAUUUCAAAGACUGUGAGUGUGAACUUUGACAUAAAGCUUGCUAUACACAUUCCCUUACCAUUCCUUCACUUAUCUAAUGUAUCAUCUUUCAGCUUCAGUGUAUACGAUACACGCUACUAACAUUCCACUAGGCCUGCGACUAUCGUAGGAUAAUCUCUGACUGUAUAGGCGUUAAAACGCUUGUCGUUGCAGACUAGCGACUGCCCAGUAGGGAAAUACACGCUGAGAAAACGCGCGGUUGAAACGCUCGGAAAACGCAGAAAUUAUCCGUCCGGUUAUUGGUGCGAUAGAAAAUACUUUAAGUCAAACUCAAACUCAAGUAAGAGUUUAACAGAUUUUGUAUAAUAAAAGCAGGGCUUACAACUGACAAUAAUGUCAUUUUAUUUAGACUAAAUCAUUAAAACCAUAAACUGAGCCAUUCAUUUCUUCAGAAGGAGACCACGAAACGAAAGCAACUGUUUUCCGUUAAGUUUUAUUAUUAGCUUUCUCCAAUAAUAAACAUCUUAGACGUUAUAUUUUCAGCUUUAACAAACUGUAUUAAUUCAUUUCGGUAGUAUUAACGAUUUGAAUAUGCGGCACACUUUUCACAUACAAACUGAAAGUUUUGCCUUUCUGACCUACUAUUCCGUCAUAAAUCUUUAAAUGAUUGAUUUACAGUCAAUUAAGUGACAUGUUACUCAUUCCAUGCUAUAAUUUAUGAGGAUCCAAAUAUAUUGCUGCGUUCAAAGUUAAAAUGUCAGACGGGCGUUUUAACCGCCGCGUUUCUCACAGCGUGCUAAGUAGAACUUAAUAAAAGUACCUUUUUAUUAGAAUAUAAAUUGUUAGCGUUAAGUAUUUAUUUUUCAAUUAUAAUUUUUGUAAUUAUUAAUUAAUUGUAAAGCAUUACAGUUGACGAAAACAAUUAAAUAUUAUGCGUACUUAUUAAGCGGCGAAUGUUAUUUUUCAAGAGGUUUUUCCAUUAGAUGUUUAAGUAAAUUUGUAAAUUAAUGUAAAAUAAAUGAAGAUUUUUUUUGUUAACGAUAA